Nerophis lumbriciformis (worm pipefish) is the source of this 1971-nucleotide messenger RNA. The record is from RefSeq and is a predicted model, not a curated record. Lineage: Eukaryota; Metazoa; Chordata; Actinopteri; Syngnathiformes; Syngnathidae.
UAGUACUGCCUAUCUGGCCAUCCCACAUUACCUUGCAAUGUCCUCAAAUUUAAAUCGACCACUAUCAUGCUGGAUUGUGGACUGGACACGACUUCUGUCCUUAACUUCUUACCCCUUCCUCUCGUGCACAGCUCAAGACUCUCAAAGCUACCUGGUUGGAGUGCUAAAGAUGGAACGUUAAACUUGGAAAAGGAGCUGAAAGAAUGUGCAGGCAGAGUAUUUGUGGACUCACAGCCAGAGUUCUGUCUCCCUGAGCGGGAACUGCUGGAUCUUUCAACCAUCGAUGUCAUCCUAAUCUCCAACUACCACUGUAUGAUGGCCCUGCCCUACAUCACAGAAAACACAGGCUUCACUGGCACAGUGUACGCCACAGAGCCCACUCUGCAGAUUGGAAGGCUGCUGAUGGAGGAACUAGUGAAUUUCAUGGAGAGAGUUCCCAAGGCUCAGACUGCCACCAUCUGGAAGAAGAAUGAAAUACAAAGGUUGCUUCCUGGACCACUGAAGGAUGCAGUUGAUGUUUGGACUUGGAAAAGAUGUUAUGGUAUGCAAGAGGUCAACUCUGCCCUCAGCAAAGUGCAGCUUGUGGGUUAUUCACAGAAAGUGGAGUUGUUUGGAGCUGUACAAAUCUCUCCAUUAAGCUCCGGCUACUCAUUAGGUAGCUCCAACUGGAUCAUCCAGUCUCAUCAUGAGAAAGUUUCCUAUGUUUCAGGGUCAUCACUCCUCACCACCCAUCCACAGCCUAUGGAUCAAAGCUCUCUGAAGAACAGUGAUGUUCUCAUCCUCACAGGCCUCACCCAGAUGCCUACUGCCAACCCAGAUGGCAUGCUGGGAGAAUUCUGUAGCAAUCUAGCUAUGACAAUUCGUGCUGGAGGCAACGUGCUUGUCCCAUGCUACUCUUCCGGUGUGAUUUAUGACCUACUGGAAUGUCUAUACCAGUUCAUUGAUAGUGCCAACCUGGGUACUACCCCCUUCUACUUCAUCUCCCCUGUGGCCAACAGUUCCUUGGAGUUCUCACAGAUCUUUGCUGAAUGGCUCUGUCACAACAAGCAGUCAAAGGUGUAUCUUCCAGAACCUCCAUUCCCCCAUGCAGAGUUGAUCCAAAGCAAUAAGCUGAAGCACUACCCCAGCAUUCACGGUGACUUCAGCAGUGACUUCCGCCAACCGUGUGUGGUGUUCACAGGCCACCCCUCACUACGUUUUGGGGACGUCGUCCACUUCAUGGAGCUGUGGGGCAAAUCCAGCCUGAACACCAUCAUCUUCACUGAACCAGACUUCUCCUACUUGGAUGCUUUGGCUCCCUAUCAGCCGCUGGCCAUGAAGUGUGUUUACUGUCCUAUUGACACACGUCUUAACUUCCACCAAGUGUCAAAGCUGCUCAAGGAGGUCCAGCCUGUCCAUGUGGUAUGUCCCGAGCAGUACACCCAGCCUCCAAUGACCCAGUCUCAUCGCUCUGACCUGAUGUUGGAGCUGCAGCCUCCUCCCAUGCCAUACAGACGGUGCUCCGUGCUCAGCCUUCCCUUCAGAAGACGUUUCGAGCGUGUCUAUAUUAUGCCUGAGCUGGCCAACUCCCUGGUGCCUUCUGAGGUCAAACCUGGCAUCUCCGUGGCGACUGUCUCCGCCAUUUUGCAAUCCAAAGACAACAAGCACACACUGUCGUCUGUUCCCAAGCCUCCUCCAGCCCCUCCGACCAAGAAAAGAAAACGAGUGAUGGAGGAGCCCCCAGCAGGUCAAGCGCCCAAACCCCUGCUCAGUGGAGCCGUACCCCUAGAAGCUUUUCUUAUCACUCUACAGAAGCAUGGAAUCACAGAAGUAAAAGUGGAGGAGACUGCAGACGGACACAUCCUACACCUGCAAGCGGAGGACACGCUAAUUCAGCUGGAGGAGGACGGCACACAUAUCGUGUGUGACAACAAUGAGCCACUGCGCACGACAUUGCGAGAUCUGGUGCUGCGCUUUUUGCAGAAAAUCUGA